GGUGAAACUUUGGCCAGAAGCUGUUGUUUUCAGAAACCUCAGAGGAGAUGCCAAGAGGUGGAUCCUCUUGUAAAUGAGCGUUUUAGCUGGAGGAUAGAGUCAGUUAAGAUCUGUCAAGUGCCUGUGUUCACCAUGCUGUGGACUGCAAGUCUCUGUCUCCUUUGGGCCUCGUCCAUCCUUGGAGCUCCGGCAAACAAACAGAGACAGAAGGUGCUGCUGAUCUCCUUCGAUGGUUUCCGAUGGGAUUACGACCGUGAUGUGGACACACCAAACCUCGACAAAAUGGCCAAAGAUGGAGUCAAAGCCCUGUAUGUCACACCUCCUUACCUCACUGUCACCAGUCCUACACACUUCACCCUCUUGACAGGCCGCUACAUUGAGAAUCACGGGGUAAUCCACAACAUGUGGUUCAACACAACCACAACUGAGAAGAAGCCUUACUAUCAGACUCAGUUUGUGAAUGAGUGGUGGGAUAAUGGGACUCUGCCUAUCUGGAUCACAGCGCAGAGACAGGGCUUAAAAGCUGGCUCUCUUCACUUUCCUGGCACAGCUUCCAGUUACCAGGGACAGGUUGCUAUGGUGCGGGAAGUGGAGCCAUUCCUUUAUAACUACAAGAAUGAGACCGCUUGGCGAGAAAACGCAGACAAAGUGAUGGGCUGGUUCAGAGACCAGGAUCUGGACUUUGUAUCCCUGUACUUUGGUGAGCCAGAUGGCACAGGCCACAAAUACGGCCCAGACUCCCCAGAGCGUCGGGAGAUGGUCAAGCAAGUGGAUCGAACAGUGGGCUACAUUCGACACUCAGCUGAACAACACGGGCUGACCGACCGCCUGAACAUCAUCAUCACAGCAGACCACGGCAUGACCACGGUGUACCGCAAUGGUCUGGUGGAAGAGAUCACCCUGUCCAAAAUCCCGGGCUUCUCAUUCAGAGACCUGUCCUUCCACCUGGUGGACUUUGGCCCUUCUGGGAUGCUGUUACCAAAGCCAGGCAAGCUGGAGAAAGUUUACAAUGCCUUGAAAGGGGCCCAUCCACACCUCCAUGUGUACAAGAAGGAGGAGAUGCCAGAGCGCCUCCAUUUCGCCAAAAACGAUCGUAUCCUCCCCAUCAUUUUAUGGUCCGACCCUGGAUAUGUCAUCAACGGGUAUUUUCCAGUUCAGUCCCACAAGGGUGAGCACGGCUUUGACAACGAAGGGAUGGACAUGAAGGCCUUCUUCAGGGCCGUGGGUCCAGCAUUUCACAAGAACCUGGAGGUGGGGCCCUUUGAGACAGUGAACAUCUACCCCUUGAUGUGUCACAUCCUGGGCAUCCAGCCGGAGGUCAACGACGGGCACCUGAAUACCACCAAACACAUGCUAGUUACAAGCGCUAUUAAUCGGGGUGAAAAUGUGAAUUUUCUGCAAAAUGUCUUCACUGGACUGGCUGCAGUGGUUGGAUUUCUUGUUGUAGUUUUUAUAGUGAUGACCUCCCACAAAAUACUCAAGAAUAAAAGAUCAGGAAGUUCAAAACAUCUUCCAGAAAAGGAAGAGCAAACACAAACUUCAUUUUGAUCAUCACAGAAGAAACUGUGGGCUCCAGUCUGAGACUCAGCUGCCUGUGGACAGCCCUGUUCUGUGUUACUCCAUGCGAGGAAAUGCACUCUGUGAACUGCACAAGGAAUCAAAGAGCACGGUUGUGCAAAUUAUUAUUUUUGUUCAAAAACGGAGAAAUCGAAGUUUGUUUGUAAUUUGGUUGAAACCUCUGAGUGAACAUUGUAUAUUGUGUGUAUAUUGCUGUCUGUCUGUUUCACAACAUGCUGUAAUCAAAUGUUUGAAUGAAUACACCUAAUUUGAAUAUUCGUGUAAUUACCUUUACUUAUGAUUAUGAAGUUGUCUUAAAACUGUGCAGUACCAUUAGUUACCUUGAAUAAGAGACAAUAAACAUAAAGCAACAA
Molecule: messenger RNA, 1931 nt
Organism: Siniperca chuatsi (mandarin fish)
Lineage: Eukaryota; Metazoa; Chordata; Actinopteri; Centrarchiformes; Sinipercidae
Product: ectonucleotide pyrophosphatase/phosphodiesterase family member 7-like
Exons: 6
Coding region: 133-1548 (471 amino acids)
Source: RefSeq, a predicted model, not a curated record